Pogona vitticeps (central bearded dragon) is the source of this 1602-nucleotide messenger RNA. RefSeq names its product forkhead box protein H1. Gene Ontology annotation, biological process: positive regulation of transcription by RNA polymerase II; transforming growth factor beta receptor signaling pathway. Lineage: Eukaryota; Metazoa; Chordata; Lepidosauria; Squamata; Agamidae. Gene Ontology annotation, cellular component: activin responsive factor complex. The record is from RefSeq and is a predicted model, not a curated record. Gene Ontology annotation, molecular function: DNA-binding transcription activator activity, RNA polymerase II-specific; transcription cis-regulatory region binding.
CAGCAUGAUAAAAGUUUGAAUGGCCCCAGCCAAGGUGAGAAGAAGCAAGGGCUGGCCCUCCCCAGCCUCUCUCCCUCCUGUCCUCAGCUGGAGAUGUUUUCCACUCUCCCUGGAUCAGCUGCAGGAGGAAACUGCUGGCCCUCCUCCUCCUCCUCUGCCUUGGGAGCCAUGGCUGGCCCCGAGCAGCGUUGGUACCCCAUGCCCAAGAAGAGGGGCAGCCCCGAGCGAAGGAGUGGGGCCUCCGCUCUGGCCCCAAGCUCUGGCCUAGGCGCGGGCACCUCGGAGGAAGAGGAGGGAGAGGAAGAAGAGGACGAGGAGAGGGCCAAGGAGGGGCAGGACCCCAGGCCGGCCAAGCUGCCCCCGGCUCCCAAGGAGGCCCGGAAGCCCCAAAGGAAGAAGAAGUACCACCGCCACCCCAAGCCCCCCUACACCUACCUGGCCAUGAUCGCCCUGGUGAUCCAGGCGUCCCCUGAGCGGAAACUGAAGCUGUCCCAGAUCAUCAAGGAGAUCAGCAUCCUUUUCCCCUUCUUCAAGGAAGGCUACCAGGGCUGGAAGGAUUCCGUCCGCCACAACCUCUCUUCGAAUGACUGCUUCCACAAGGUGCUAAAAGACCCCACCAAACCCAAAGCAAAGGGGAACUUCUGGACCGUCGACCUCGGCCGCAUCCCACACGAGGCCCUCAAGCUGCAAAACACGCCCAUCUCCCGCCAGGAAGAGGGGAUGUUUGCUGCCGAUCUGGCCCCCUACGUCUUCCAGGGCCUGCCUCUCGGCCGCCCCCCAGCCGCCGGCAACGCGGCCGACGAGAGCCCUGGCUUUAGCCCCGAAGCAGCCCGGCAGGCCAGCCCCUUCAGCAUCGACUCCUUGCUCAGCGACUUCCAGGAUGUGGGCCUGUGUGGGAAGCGUGGGGCAGACCGUGAAGGACCGCCACCCCGCCACCCAGCGGCCGGCCUGGAUUUCUGGGGGCCCAUCCCCCUCUUCCGCCUCUCCGCGGGUCGGCCCCUUCUGCCCCGGCGCCCCUCGUGCCCUCAGCCGGCCCUCCGGUCCUUCUCCUCCUCCAGCAGCCUCUCCUCUCUCGGGUCCCUGUCGCCCCGUGAAGGUGGGGAGGCGGGGAGGCCAAGGGCCAGAAAGGGGCACCCUCCCCACCUCCCGGCCAAGCGCCCCAGGGGCCACCCGGACCCCGAGAGCAGUGGUUCAGACUCCGAGUCCUCCCGGGGCGGCACACCGCCCCCCUGCGCCCCGCACUGGGAGCAGCUGCCCACCUCGUACACCACGUCCGUGGCCCCCAACGUGGUGGCCCCGCUGAGCUACCCCCCACCCUUCAGCGCCUUUCCCCCUGUCCCGGGCUUGUCCUUCUGCAGCGCCCCGGUGGCAGCCUUGGCAAGUCCGGCGAGCUGGGAGCGGAGGCCGGGGGGCACCCCGAUGUCCACCCUGCCCUCCCAGCUGUCUGUCGACCUGGAUCAGGGCAUGCCCCCAAACAAGACUGUGUACGACGUGUGGAUGACCCACCCUUCGGACACAGCCCCCCCAGCCGCCCGCAGGCCAGACCCUUGCCUCCCUGGCGGAUUCGUGGCCCCUUAUGACCCCUCCUGGGAGGAGCCUUAG